Messenger RNA from Mesocestoides corti, 1185 nucleotides. NCBI's taxonomy places the organism in Eukaryota, Metazoa, Platyhelminthes, Cestoda, Cyclophyllidea, Mesocestoididae. The record is from the annotation of a GenBank genome assembly.
AUGAUUACGUUGUAUCACUAUGAACUAACUCUUUACAACUUUAAGGCAAUCAGAUUUUCUGCCCGGGAAAUCUCCUGCUUGACAACCCUACCUCGCGUCACGGCCCUAUGGCCAAUGAACACGCAAAGUGCUAGAUUUGUCAGGAACAUUCAGACGUCUACUAGUCUUCAGCGCCAUCCUGGCAUUGUCUAUCCGCACAAAUUGAGUUGGAAAUGGCUUAUAGAGCGAAGCGUCGACCCUAAUCAGUACACUGUCGAUCCCAUUCGAAAAAUCCGGACCGGUGGACGCGGUCCAGACGGUCACAUAAAAUACAAGCACAGAACUACUGGCUUAAAUAGGCCCUAUUUUCUCGUUGACUACGUGCGUUCACGUCAAAUGGCGACUAAGGAAGUCCACGAGGAGGUUGUUCUCAAAAUAGCCAAAAACUGGUGGCGCGAUCCUUUCCUUGCACUGACUGCAUCAGGCGAGGUAAAAAGGUGGAUAAUCGCUACAUCCACCAUGAAAGAGGGUGAUGUAAUCCGUUCUCACUGGGAAAUCCCCAAAAUUCCCGUCCUUCCUGUCCUUGGUGAUGCCUAUCCAGUCGGAGCCCUCCCAGUCGGCACCCAAGUUUGUCUAAUUGAACUGCAUCCGGGUGAGGGAGCGAUGUCGUGUCGUGCGGCAGGUACAAGCGCAACUAUAGUGCGCCGGGGCACCUCGGUGCAUGAUUUAGAUAGUCUACACGCCCAAGUUACCGACGUCUUUUCAGCUGAACCAAUCGACGACUCUGUCACUUGCACUCUCCAGUUAGAUUCAACUCAGCGCGAACUGCGUCUUCUUCCAACUUGUGUGGUCGUCGUGGGCCAAGUCUCCAACGAGACACACAAUAAGCAACGCUACCGCAAAUUUGGUGAGAAGUACUGGCACGGAAUAAAGCAGCGAAGUGGCCUUUAUCAGAAAAAGACGGGCCGAUUUGGGCGGAAGAUUCGCCCUGUGGACCCAAUGUUAGAUUGUACCCAGGAGGAACCAUCAGUUGGGGAGAUAAUGGUCAAAUUUACGCUACCGGAACGACCAGAGGUUGAGCGAAGAAGGGCCAGAGAAGUUUUUGCUGAUUCCUUGCUUAUUCGACGACCUAAAGCAAGGCCGGUACCAGGACCCAAUAAUGCUCUUCCCCAUACAUUGCCCACAUUCACCUGGCGACAUAAGUAG